AUGGUGGAUUUUGAUACAGAACUCUGUUGGAAAGAAUCAAUGGUCUAUGGAAGUAAAGUUGCAACUUGUCCACAUAAAGUGAAUUAUUCUUGUUAUGAAUUUGCAACUUAUUCUAUACUUUAUGAUUUGCAAUUUUGGUCAUUCUAUGAUGAUAUGGCAAAUAUUGAUAAAAGAAAUACUGGCUUUGUAUCGAGUUUUGCACGUAAUGCUGGAAAAUCAUUUUUUCUCAAAUUACAAUUUGAAGUGAAUCUUGAACCUGAAAUGCUUGAAUUAUUAGGCCAAAGAGAUGGAGGUGUGGGGAUCCUUGGCCGGAGAGUGGUGGUUGGAGGGUGGGUUAAGUCCUCCCAGGAGGUUUUAGGAGGUGGGGAGCAACGAAUUCGUGAUAAGUUGGAUAAAGUUAUACCUAAGCCACCGCAGCCUUCAAUGGCAAUUUUGCAAAUCAGUGAUGGUUCUUGUGUUGCUGGUCUUCAGGUCGUGGUGGACUCGUCCCUAGCUCCUCCUGCUAGAAUUAUGCCUACCGGAACUUGUAUAUUAGCAGAAGGAAAGAUAAAGAACCAAAGUACUCUGGAGAAUGCUGGAGGUGCCAAACUUGAAGUUAACAAGGCCUUGGUCAGGGAUCCCAAGAGAACAACUGAGCUCAUAUCACAGUUGGAAGCGAAAGAAAAGACGAGAUCUGGAAAACCUAUCAGGACUGAUGAUAAAGAUAAGUUUUCUGAAGAUUUCUUUUCAUACCAGACAUUUCUGACAGUUUCUGGUCUCCUUCAUUUGGAGAGUUAUGCGUGCGCUUUGGGAAAUGUCAGAACUUUGAUUAGAGGAAACCAAAAUGAGGAAAGCUUCAUAAGUGUUGAGUACAAGGGGUUGGGAAAAGAGCAAUACGAAUGGUUUCUAGAUCUUCGAAGGCAUGGAACCGCGAAAUGUUCGGGUUUCACAUUUUUAUUUGAUGCUUUGGUUCUUUAUGCAACUGGACUCAAUGAUGCAAGAGAUGCUGUUCCAUUCCUUGAAGUUUUGGCAAAGCCAAUAACUGAGAUAUUGCCAAGAAAAACAUUAGAGCAAGUUUCAUCAAAAUUGCCGAGCCUGAAAGGAUGA
Messenger RNA from Fraxinus pennsylvanica, 1086 nucleotides. The record is from the annotation of a GenBank genome assembly. Lineage: Eukaryota; Viridiplantae; Streptophyta; Magnoliopsida; Lamiales; Oleaceae.